Messenger RNA from Phlebotomus papatasi, 1690 nucleotides. Its product is annotated as neurofilament heavy polypeptide-like. The coding region runs from base 213 to 1145 and encodes 310 amino acids. The record is from RefSeq and is a predicted model, not a curated record. NCBI's taxonomy places the organism in Eukaryota, Metazoa, Arthropoda, Insecta, Diptera, Psychodidae. The transcript is spliced from 3 exons.
GUAUUGAAAACAAAAUCGUUGCAUGUCCUUUUCUUGUUCAUUCCGAGUGAAAAAGGUGAUUUUCUUCUAAUUUUGAGCAAAAGAAAGCUAAGAAAAAGGAGUGAAAUAGCUUUAAGGUGAAGUGUUUUAUGGGAAUUUAGAAGAAUUCUGUGUUUUUUAUUCCGUGAAAAAGGUGAAAAGGGCUAAAAAUUUGUGAAAAAUUUAUUGGAGGGAUGCCUCUGCCGGCAUUUCGGGAUGCAUUUCCCCAAAAAGCAUUCCUGGAACCUCUAGAUGUCAUGUCCAUGGAGGUGUUUAUUGAUCAGGGAAAUGCCGUGGAAACCGUGGAAGAUUCAAUGGUUUUGGAUGAUUUUCCAAUGCAGGAAAUUAAUAUCCAGGCUUCGGAUUUCGAUUUUCUGGACAAUUUGCCAGAGCCAACUCUUGAGGGACCUAAAAAUCCCCCAGAAGCGACUUUAGACAAGUCCGAUGAGGCUCAAAGUCCCAUUUACGUGACUAUUCCGAGUAUUUCGGAGAAAGAAAAGCCUGUUGAGGCUUCUGAAGUCUCUGUGAUUGAGAAUCCAGGGAAAGAGCACAAUUAUGCUUUCCCUAAGCCCAUAAUUACGAUGCGUCCGUUGCAAACUGUGGCAAAAAUUGUCCAGGAAAAAGUUCCGGAGAAGAUUCUUGAGGAUGAAUUUGCCGAAUUGGCAAAGGCUGUGAUAUCUCUUCCAACGUUAUUCCCAAGAAAGCCUAAAUUGAGGGAGAGAAAGCAGAAAUUAGUGUUUAGAAUUGAGGAUGAAGACCCAGGGACUCCCAAGAAGAAGAUUGACAUUAACAGGGCCAGGAAGCAACUCUUCCCAGCUGAGGAGGAAAGUCCUCAGCUGCAGAAGACAGAUGAGGAAGAGGGAAAAGAGAACAAAAUUGUUGAGAAGAUUAAGAAGAAGAUGCCAAAGAAGCAGAAGAAGAAAGAAGAUUCUUUCAAGACACCAGAAAUUCAAAAAUCUCCGGAAGAUUUUCAAGAAACUCUCGUGGAAACUCGUCGAAGUCUCCGCCUAAAUACAUCUUCCAAUGAGCAGAAGAUCAAGGAGAUCUACCUCUCGUGUGACUUGUGCCAGAAGAUCUUCAAGGACAAGAGGAUCCUCAUCUAUCACCGAAAAGCUCAUUCAAAAUAGGCGCUUAGUGAGUACCAAUUUUCCUCCUCCACUCUCUUUAUUUCCUGCCCAAAAAAUCACUCAAGAAUCAGCUCUCAAAAACUUCUUGGUAUUCCUACCGCGUUUAGUAACUUUACUAUCAUCUCACAUAAAUCAGUUUGAAGAGAAACGCCCGUGGCGUUUGAAAGAAGAAGGAAAAAAAAUACUAAUUUCAGUUUAUAGCUUUUUGAUUUAUGUUUUUUCCCUUGGUUUAUGUUUCCUCCGAAGAAAAUCUAAUGAGGUUCUUAUUAUCUAAUUAUGCUAAACAAAUUUCAUAUUUAUUCCUUUGAUUUCUUGCCUGAAAAGAUAUUAUUGUCGUUAAUUUAAAAGAAAUCUGUUCAAAAAUACUUUUUAGGGAAAGGGUUUAAAAAAAGAAAAUUUCCAGAAUUCUUGCAUCCUACAUUCCAUUCAAAACUAUUCCAAGUGCAAAUGUGUUAUUGUGGAUUUGAAACCUAAGAAAUGUAGUAAAAUUUUAAUGUGAAAUAAUCAUUACAAAAAGAUUCCUUAUUAAUAAAAUCUUUUACUAA